UCUAGCCUCCUUUGCCGCCAUCUUUGUUGAGGGCGGAUAACUUGUACGCCAAGAUGGUCUUUCAGUGCAGUUCCACUUUCUCCUCCACGGUUCAGGUUCUCAAACUAUGAUGGAAAAGGACGAGAAAGAGUCGGAGCCGAAGAGUGAUCUUUACUCUGAAGCUUGUCGAGCGUCGCGCUGUGACGUCACGGUCGGCGUCUCCGCCAUCUUAGUUGUGGUUAAAGAGGUGGCCACUUCGGAAGUGGCUGCUUGUGUGCUGCCGGGUAGAUGCUCAGGCUAUGUGGGCUUGGCGUGGUGCUGAGCCUGGUCGCGGCGGCGGCGGCGGUCAUGACCGUGUGGUUGAUGGACUGGUGGGGCCCAGAGGGUACCCCCUCUGGCCUUCGCCUCUUCGUACCCGAGGAGCUAGCCCGCUAUCGCGGCGGCCCAGGGGACCCGGGUCUGUACUUGGCGUUGCUCGGCCGCGUCUACGACGUGUCCUCAGGCCGGAGGCACUACGAACCUGGGGCGCACUACAGCGGCUUCGCAGGCCGGGAUGCAUCCAGAGCCUUUGUGACAGGAGACUAUUCUGAAGCUGGCCUCGUGGAUGAUGUCACUGGCUUGUCCUCCUCUGAGAUACUGAUACUUCACAAUUGGCUUUCAUUCUACGAGAAAAAUUAUGUAUUUAUCGGGAGAUUGGUAGGAAGGUUCUACAGAGAGGAUGGGCUUCCCACGUCAGAACUAACACAGGUAGAGGCCAUGGUAACUAAAGGCAUGGAAGCAAAUGAACAGCAACAGAGAGAAAAGCACAAGUUCCCUCCAUGUAAUGCCGAGUGGAGCUCCGCCAAGGGUGGCCGGGUGUGGUGCUCCCAAAAGAGUGGAGGUGUGACCAGAGACUGGAUUGGUGUCCCCAGGAAGAUGUAUAAGCCAGGGGCCAAAGAGCCCCACUGUGUGUGUGUGAGAACAACUGGUCCCCCUAGUGACCAGCAAGACAACCCUAGACACUCAAAUCGUGGGGACUUGGACAAUCCCAACUUGGAAGAAUACACAGGCUGCUCACCUCUGGCCAUGGCGUGUUCCUUCCCACUCUGAGAUGGUGUCCUGUGUGUUGAUGACACAUGGAGAACCUUCCCUACAUCUCCAGGAAGCCCUUAAUGCUUAUGCUGUAGGAGGCUCCUGGCAUGAAAACAGGAGGGUCACAGACACCAGCCUCACUCUGCAAAUGUGAGUCACGAUUCUAUUGACUGAGAUAAGAGCCUGAUAGCCUGCCUGGUAUGUUCAAUUUGUUUUGACACUGUUUGGAACCUUGGUCCCCUGUCAUCUUCCUUCAGAGCCUGCAGACAUUCAUGAACACAGUGUGAUCAACAUAGAACUGCCUGGAUAGAGAGCCUGUGUGCUCCAGCAAGGGACUUUGCAUGAACUCAUUGCUGCCCUACCCAGAGCUUGUGCUCUUCCCAUCAUGCCAGUCCUGCUGGUACUUGGAGCUAUAACAGAAGAAGACUGUUGUGACUCUCAGCAGAGGAGCAGGCAUUUCCCAAGAAGCUGCGCAUCUUGCAGAAUCAAGGUAACUGUUCUAAGUCACAAGGUAAUUGUCUAAGCUUGCAGAACAGUCAACUUUAAUGACAUUUCUAAACCUCUACUCCAAGGAAAACUUCAAUUUACUGACUCCAUCAGAACUGGGCUGGUACAGUGAGAUGUGAAAAUACACAGGGAUGGGCUGAUUCUGGGCUAGGUAACUUUUUACUUACACAGACGGAGCACACCCAGAUUCCCCCUGCCCAAGUGGACAUUAAGCAGCUCCCUUCCCUCAUAUCAUUAAUGUGAAAUUUUUCCUCUACUCCCUGAGUUUCUAUAACUACCACACAUUUUGAAAGGGGCUUUUCAACCCCAUUCACUGCCAAAAAUUCCCCUUUUUUCUCUGCAGGGGUCAGUUCUUACUGAUCUUUAUUGUUGUUGCUCAUUUUAGUUUUUGAGACAGAGUCUCCUGUAGCUCUGACUGUCCUGGAAGCUCCUAGGUAGACCAGGCUGGCAUGGAACUCACAGGGAUCUAUCUGUCUCUGCCUUUCAAGUAUUGGGAUUAAAGACCUGUGCCGCUAUGCCUUGCAAAUUCUUACCUCUUUUGAUCUCUGCUACUUUUUUAAAAAAUUACUUGACUUUUUGAGAUAGGAGUUCAUGUAUCCAGGCCAGCCUUGAAUUCAAUAUGUAGUCAUGUGCUCCCAUGCUCAGUUUAUGCAGUACUAGGGAUUGAACCAAAGCUGUAUGCAUGCUAGGCAAGCAUUUUACCAACUGAGCUACAUCCCUAGGCCCUAAAUCUUCAUAGCUCUUGACUCUGUUGACCAUGCUGUCCUGCACAGUCCCUAUAAAGUCCUCACUUGCUGCACUGAUCACACUGCAGUGCCUCCUUCUGUGUCUCUGAAAGCUUCGUCCCUAGGAACCCUCUUUGGCUUUUCUUUCUCCUCCUUCAGGCAGUACACUGCUAGGCUGUAUUUCUGAUCCAAAGGGCUUGAAAAUAAAGAAACUUGUGAGCUCUUUC
Microtus oregoni (creeping vole) is the source of this 2509-nucleotide messenger RNA. RefSeq names its product neuferricin. The record is from RefSeq and is a predicted model, not a curated record. NCBI's taxonomy places the organism in Eukaryota, Metazoa, Chordata, Mammalia, Rodentia, Cricetidae. Gene Ontology annotation, cellular component: endomembrane system; membrane. The transcript has 4 exons. Bases 268 to 1068 code for a protein of 266 amino acids.